AUGUUACCGCCACCAACUGGAAAACUGCGGCGCCACUUCCCUUCGAAAAAAGACAUCGGACACCCGUUUCGCGUCUGGUAUGAAUCGUCGGCGUAUAUACGCUUCAACAUUGCUACCGUCACCUACUGGAAAGCUGCGAUGCUACUUGACACUUCAGAAAAAGACACCGGAGACCCUUUCCCAGCUCUAUAUGAACCUUCGGCGUAUACAGGCUUCGAUAAUGUUACUCCCACCACUGAGAGUGGACCUUCUGAAAUGAAACUCCUCACUCGGGAACUUGCUGAGGACGGAUCAGAAGCCAUUGUGCAGCAUUGUAUGAUCGCGAUAGCGCGAGAGUACGGCGACUCCGGCUCAGUGACGGCGCUGACGCGCGGUACAGGAAACGGCCAUUUGCUCGCCUCCACAGGGAAUGUGUUCCAAGCGCUACGCUCAUCGUAUGCGCUUCCUGGCAACCGGUGCGGCACAGAAUGGCUCCUCGGGCGCCAGCGAACGCGCACACGCCAGAACGUGGACCGGACUCGCGCGUUCUUCAACUUCAUUUUGAAAGAGAUUCGAAUGCUUCGCACCGCCGCAAGAGUUACAGCACGGCGAUUUUGCGAGCUGGCGCAUCGACAACGGGUUGCGGAAGGUUAUCUCGUCAGUAGCGAGCAGCGGCGCUGGGCCAUCAGAGCGAAUGAGCUGUUUUCUACCUGGCGACGGCCACGAGAACGGUUGCGCUGCUCUCUGCCCAGAACGACGCUGAGCGUUUCUCGCUCCGCUCCGCACAACGCUGACGGAGCGCCACCUGCAUCGGUGGACCUCACGUCACGAACCCGAGCGCGCUGUGCAGAUGGGCCGACUUCCCUAUUAUCAGUGGCCCACCGGCUCUUGCUCGGUGGGACCACCCACAGCGACACAACUGCCGUGUCGCGGUCCGCACAGACCCGCGACCCCAAAACACGUUUUCGUCUCGAGCACUGCCUAUUCGCCACUGGGGACGGCCUAGGCUUGUAUGCUCGUGUCCUGUUCUCACGGAUUGCAUGCUUCUACUGUCGCGGACGCCUCAUCCACUGCAGUGCUGUGGAUGAGUUGACCAGCAGUCUUAAGAACCGUCGCUCGGCUCAUGUCUACACUUCUGGAAUGUGCGGGAUGCUGAAAGAAUGCCUAGCUGAAAGCUGCGGCUUCCGCGGCGGAACAAUUCGAGCGCUGCAAAACAGUCCUACCUCAGUAUUUCCUGAAAAUCGCGUGUGCGCGGUGGGAGAAGGUGUCUACCACGAGUACUCAUUCGUGCGGAGUGGCCGGCCACCGACGCUGCAGGGGGCCCUGAUCGUGCGCCACACCCCCGCGCGGCACUGCACCAGCAUGAGAAGCGGAGAAUCGCCGAGCACGCCCCGGGCGCGACACGUGCGUUCGUCGUUCCGAGCUUUCCCGCUCCGUUGCGUGGGAGGAGAGUUUCACCACUUCGGUCUGCAACCUAAGCAGGGACGCGGCGAGAAAGGCAACGGAAAGUCUCGCAGAUCACUCUGUGGCGGACAGCGGCAAAAGGCUCUUGUUGCCUGUGUCAAGAAGAAGCGCAUAUGGGCACCUUGUGUCACUGCCAACUGCACUGAAACCUAG
Molecule: messenger RNA, 1596 nt
Organism: Rangifer tarandus platyrhynchus (Svalbard reindeer)
Lineage: Eukaryota; Metazoa; Chordata; Mammalia; Artiodactyla; Cervidae
Source: the annotation of a GenBank genome assembly